UUUUGUAUUUUUACAUUAUUGGUGUAGUUGACGUUUAAUGAAAACACGUAUAGAUAGCAUUUUGUAUGUUGCACAUGCGAUGUUUUUUUUGGGCUAAGAAUUUUUUCACUCACUUUUUUCUUUGUAUCUCUCAGUAGUCUCCCACUUUUCAGAUCAUAUGUUUUGUCUAGGAUAUUUAUUUAAAGCUCUUUAGUCAUGAUCACCGGUGGGACUAGUCGAUUGAAAAAGUGCGCAUUAAGUUGGAGAAGGGCCAGCAAAGCUUGCACGUCAUGUUUUCAAAUGUCUGUGGUUACUUUCCACUCAGCAAUUCUUCGUUACAAAGACGACGAAAAUAUUAUUAUUAUUGUGUUGUAGUUAGAAUAUUAUAACCAUUUGUAUCCUCAAUUGCAACGUGAAAUUAAUUUAUCAUAGUUGAUGUCAUGCAUCCCUCUAAGGGAUUGUUUCGAAACGUCUUUUUUCAGCCUUACAAUGAUAAGGGAAAUGUGAAAUUGUACACAGCUGCUAAAGAUAGUAAGCAUUUAGUAGAAAGAUUAUCAGUAGAAAAAGUAUUGGAAAAUCACCGUGGAUGCGUUAACUCAUUGAAUUGGAAUGAUUCUGGUAGUCUUUUACUAUCUGCUGGUGAUGACAAACGUUUAAUAAUUACAGAUCCAUUUUCUUAUAAAGUGCAUCUUGAUUAUCUGACUAAUCAUAGAACAAAUAUAUUUUGUGCUAAAUUUUUAGCUUCUACAAAUACUAAAAUUAUAUCUUGUGGAGGAGAUGGAGCUAUUUUAAAUCUUGACAUAGAACGACUAGAAGAUACAAGUUGGAAUUUUUUCACUUGUCAUAAAGGUACGUGCUAUGAACUAGAAACAAUACCAGAUGAUUCAUACAGUUUUAUAAGUUGUGGAGAAGAUGGUACAGUUAGACAGUUUGAUCUCAGAAAUCGAGUGAAAUGUACAAAACGUCAUUGUCCAGAGGUUGUUUUGAUGGAUUGUGGCAAUCCAGUUACUGCUAUUGCAAUAAAUUCAGUUCGACCUUACCAACUUGCUGUUGCAACAUCAGAUAGCGUUAUUAGGAUAGUUGAUAGGCGUAAAAUAAUCCAAUUAGAUGCAACUAAGAAAAUUAUUCCAGAUUAUGCUUUUACAGUUCCACAUUUAAAUCAUCGUUCCUAUCGGGUGACAUCUUUGUCAUUUUCACAUGAUGGGGAGGAUGUACUAGCUAAUUAUUCUAAUGAAGAUUUAUAUUUAUUCAGUAUACAUGAUAAUUAUCCUAAAGAACCAAAGGUUGUUAAUGAUUAUUUAAUUAAUUCAUCAAAACCACCUCCAUAUAGACAACUUAGGUUGAGAGGUGAUUGGACUGAUACUGGUCCUUUGGCUAGACCUUCAAAUGCCUCAUCUGCUAGAUCAAGGAUUCAAUCAACAUUAAUGGAGAGGAUGACUGUGAUGUUAAUACAUAUGCUAAAUACUCCUUCAUUGCGAUCAGUUAUCAUGCAAGAUUGGAGACCUAGUUACUUUUUGAAUCCAUCUAGAAUAGAAGUCAGAAAUAAUAGUAAUGAAGUUAAUGUAUCAUCAAAUGUUCAUGAUGAAAUUUCAGAAGAAAAUAGAAAUGAUGAUGUUCCUAUGGAAAUAGAUACUGAAUCUACUAAUACUUUUAAUACAUCACAAAAUAGGAAUCAUGUUGAAGAGUCUAAUUCAAUCAGUAAUCAAACUACUGAGAAGUUUAAGUUUUUAAAAAAAAAAUAUCCACAAUAUCCAGAAUUUGAUGAUAAUGUCCCUAUUCAAUGCAUAAAAGCACAAUACAAAGGCCAUCGAAACUCUAGAACUAUGAUUAAAGAAGCUGUGUUUUGGGGCAAUAAUUUUGUAAUGGCUGGUAGUGAUUGUGGUCAUGUAUUUGUGUGGGAUCGUUAUACUUGUGAAAUAGUUAUGUUAUUAUUAGCUGAUUCUCAUGUAGUCAAUUGUAUUCAACCACAUCCAUCAUUACCUUUAUUAGCAACUUCUGGAAUUGAUCACAAUGUGAAAUUAUGGAGUCCUCUUACUGAAAAAAGUUUGUUUCAUAAAUCUUUUGUUGAUGAAUUAGUUGAAAGAAAUAAGUUAAUGAUGGAGGAGUUAAAGGAUACUAUAACAGUACCAUCAUCAUUUAUGAUGAGAAUGUUGGCAUGUGUUAGUCAUGUUAGACGCGGAGGUAGAAAUAUUAGUGGAAGUCUUGGCGAACUUCGGGUUUUGUUAAAUCGAUUACCUGAACCACAAAUUUUAAGCAACCAGAGAUUAGCGGAAUCUAAUGAAGACUUAUCUAGUGAUAACUCACAAGUAAAUGAAAGCGAAAGUGAAUUAUAGAAUAUUUUAAUUUAAUUUAUUAUAUAAAUAUAUAUAAACUGUAUAUUUAAUAUAUAUAUAAAGUUUUAACUUAAAUCAAUUAACUGAUUAUAAAGAAAAAUUGUAUUGUUUUAGUCAAGUUUGUAUAUUGCAUAUAUAUAAAUAUACUUUGUAUUUUUUUAAAUAAGUAAAAUAUUACCAAUUGUUGAGAGUAUUUAGAAGAAAAAACACCCUGAACAAUUUGUAGUAAAAUUCAUUACUAUUAAAGAUUAAUAUUUAAUCAUUGUAAAAUCUUAAAUUUAAUACACUACACAAUUGCAUAUUGGUACUAGCAUUUCUAACCUAUUAAUUACUAAAAAUUAGGAAAUAAAUAAAUUUUCUGUUGCUAUAUUUAAUAAUUAUUAUACAAUUGAAAAAUAAUUAAGAUUAAGUCAAUUUAUUUAUUUCUUCAUAAGUGUGUUGCUGUCAUAGUUGUUAUUUACACUAUUACUUAAUAAUAAGAGCAUAGGUGUACUUGAAUGAAUGUUAAGGGAGGCUACAUUAAUUUUCUUCUUAUUUGAAGAAAAUAUUUUAUGAGAAAUAUAAAUAUAAUUUUCGGACAUUUUUUGGAGUGGGUAGGCUACCCAUAUAGCUCCCUUUUCAGCGUGUCAGUGAAAAGAUGGAGAAUGAAUUAGUUACUUUAUAAAAGAAAAAAAUGCUUUAUUAUUGAAACCUACAAUCUUAAUGAGCGAUAUAAAGCACCUAUUGUAAUUUAACUCUUAACUAACAUAACUGUUAAGAAUGGUUGUUAAUAUAAAAAUAAUUUUUGUUAGUUUGAAAUUUUAUUUAAAGAAAAAUGUAUUUAUAUUUAUUAUUUUGAUUUGUAUUUAAUUAGGAAGAUUAUUUUUGUAUAUUAGACUGGUAUUUAUAUUUAUAAUAGAACAGUUGAUUAUUUUAUACUUAUUUAAUGAUAAUAACCAAAGGACAAAUUUAUUGUCUCUGUUUAUACGAGUAUACUAAAAUUAGCAUUCAUAUUAUUUAUAUGUGAAUGAUAUUUUUUUACGCCUUGUUCUUUAUGUGCUUAUAAGUUAUAAUGAUUAA
Messenger RNA from Daktulosphaira vitifoliae (grape phylloxera), 3371 nucleotides. RefSeq names its product DDB1- and CUL4-associated factor 6-like. The record is from RefSeq and is a predicted model, not a curated record. The transcript has 11 exons. Gene Ontology annotation, cellular component: cytoplasm; Cul4-RING E3 ubiquitin ligase complex. NCBI's taxonomy places the organism in Eukaryota, Metazoa, Arthropoda, Insecta, Hemiptera, Phylloxeridae. Gene Ontology annotation, biological process: positive regulation of transcription by RNA polymerase II. Bases 420 to 2312 code for a protein of 630 amino acids. Gene Ontology annotation, molecular function: protein binding.